Messenger RNA from Aspergillus piperis CBS 112811, 351 nucleotides. RefSeq lists its product as uncharacterized. NCBI's taxonomy places the organism in Eukaryota, Fungi, Ascomycota, Eurotiomycetes, Eurotiales, Aspergillaceae. The coding region runs from base 1 to 351 and encodes 116 amino acids. The transcript has a single exon. The record is from RefSeq and is a predicted model, not a curated record.
AUGUCAGGCGAUACCAAUAUGGAUAUUUCCGAAGACAUGUCUUCAUGCCCUUUCCCAAAGCGGGUUCCGGAGUUGGGAGAUAAUGGCAUCCACGACGAGGCCGAUUAUCCUCAAACCAAGCGGCUCAGGCUUGACGAGCAUCUCGUCAACACGUCCAGCUCCAAUUCGGGCACAGCAACUCCUUGUGAAUCUUCUGGUAUGGAGUAUCACCAUCAUGCGCUACAGCAGGUCCAUUGUCGCGGCCAACUUCCUCUUCCAUAUACCCAGGCUACCCGUGAGUGCACAUUUGCGAUAGACUAUAUGGAGAAGAAGACAACCACCGACAUUGGGACCCGGUGGGCUUGGAGUUGA